This is a messenger RNA of Miscanthus lutarioriparius, 3123 nucleotides long. The record is from the annotation of a GenBank genome assembly. NCBI's taxonomy places the organism in Eukaryota, Viridiplantae, Streptophyta, Magnoliopsida, Poales, Poaceae.
AUGGCGACUUCGGCAAUCUAUACUGAUCGUAUCAAUACCAAUGCUUGCGUAGAUGAAUAUCACAUGUCUGCAAAUCAGCCUGUGGAAGAAAUGAGAUUUGGCAGUGCACAUACCUUUGAGCUUCCGUCAGAAGGAAUGGUAGCUGAUUCUGAGGAAGAAAGCAUGCCAUCCAGCCCUGACACUUCAUCUACCAGUAAUUAUGAUGUGCCUGGUUAUAUGGAGCAAAAUUUGCAGCAUAUCUAUAAUUCCUAUGAUGCGCUGGUUGACAAAGCAGGACCGGUUGUACUUAGUCCUGCCUUCAUGAUAUGUGACAAAACUUUGUGUCUUGAACCUCACCUUACUUUCUCAUUGGACGGGAUCAAGAUUGAGUAUUUGGAUUUAGAUUCCUUGGAAGAUGAGAAGUUGGUACCUCUACAAUGGGAUUUAUCUAAUAUUAUUUCCAUCAGUUGUAAAUGGGCUCAGAGUGUUGGAUCUGCCUUAAUAACACUCCUUGUUGGAUCCGAAGCAGAAACAGGAAAUGCAGGUCCUGUUAGAGCACAAUUUUCUCUUGAUGACUUACAAUGGCCAAGGAGACAACAGAAGAUUUGGGAACUGGGACCAAGAUAUCAAGAAAUAUGGAAAGACAUCCCAUCAGAUGAUUUUGCAUUGGAGAAUUGGAGCAUCGAACCCUGUCUGUUCUUCCCCAGGCAAUACUUUUCCAGCACUGAGGACUUUGAAGAUGUUAUUUAUCCCCAAGGAGAUCCUGAUGCUGUUUCCAUUAGCAAAAGAGAUGUUGAGCUUCUACUUCCUGAAACCUUUGUCAAUGAUACAAUAAUUGACUUUUAUAUCAAAUACUUGAGCACAAGAAUUGAAUCUACCGUGAAGCGCAGGUACCAUUUCUUUAAUAGCUUCUUUUUUCGCAAGCUGGCAGAUCUUGACAAAGAUCAGGGGAGAGCUCCGGAAGGUAGAGCAGCCUUCUUACGUGUUCGCAAAUGGACCCGCAAAAUAAAUGUAUUUGACAAAGAUUUUCUGUUCAUUCCUGUCAACUUCAACUUGCAUUGGAGUUUAAUUGUCAUUUGCUAUCCUGGUGAAGUGGCGACAUUUGAAGAUGGUGAUGCAAAGGUCUCAGCUAAACUCCCAUGCAUUUUACACAUGGAUUCACUUAAAGGAAGUCACACUGGACUCAAGGAUAUCAUUCAAAGUUAUUUAUGGGAAGAGUGGAAGGAAAGGCACCCUGAAUCAGCAUCAGAUCAUUCAGACAAGUUCUUGAACUUGAGAUUUGUCUCCCUUGAGCUCCCUCAGCAGGAUAAUUCAUAUGAUUGUGGCUUGUUCUUGCUCCAUUAUGUGGAACUAUUUUUGACAGAUGCUCCAAGUAACUUCAACCCUCUGAAGAUUGAUGUAUUAUCUGGCUUUCUUAGUGAUGAUUGGUUUCCACCCCCUGAAGCUUCUCUCAAGCGUUCGGUGGUCCGAAAGUUAAUUCUUGAGCUGGUGACUGGAUCUUUUCAGAAUCAUCCCAUGCUAGCUUGUGGUGGUGAGCAGCUUGAUGAAAGAUAUCAAAGAUGCUCAAAUGCUGAACCGGAACCAACUAGAGAGUUUCGUGCUCAGAGGUGCUCUGCUGGUGAACCUGAAACAGUUUGCACAGUUGAUGACGGGACUCAUGAAAUUCAGUCAUCCAAGUCCAUCUGUUUAAAUGACUCCAAAGAAAAGGGGCUACCUACUUCUGGAUGCAUGUUGGACACUGGAAGUGUUCUAAUUGUCGAUGUACAGAAUCUACAAGAGUCAGAGGUGUGUGCUCCAGUCAAGGAUACUAUUGUUUGCCUGUCAAGCCAGGAUGGGAAAAAUGAGCCACUUGUAUCUAGCAGUCAACUUAAUAUGAGAUCAUAUUCCCCAGAAGAUGAUGAAGUGCUUAAGGAAUCAAAUCAUGUGGUAACAGAUAAGGAAAAUGAGAAGUCUUUGUUUCUUUCUCUGGACAAUGACCAAAAAGUUCACAGCCAAGCAGAAGCUGAGGUGCAGGAUAUUAUGGUUUCUACAAGCUGCUCAAUCUCUGAAAUUUUUGCUCAGAAAAUUACCAGCAAAGAACAGUCCUUUAAAAAAAGCAUAGAAGUUGGGGAUGAGUGCUUUAUACCUUCUCAAGAUAUGGAUUAUGUUAUGAUGUUUGACUCCAGCAAAGAUGACAAUGGACCAAAUCCAGAAAGAAUGACAGCUGAAGGUGAUUGUGUCGAUCCUCAUGAUGAUCUGGAUUCAGUCACACUAGGUGAUAUUGGCAAAAAUGUUGUAGACAAUGCAAUCAUUGAAGAUGUGAAGAGUAUUAACCCAACUGCAGGCAAUGUCAAUCAUGGUGAGCUGUAUGUUUCAUUGCAGUUGCCAGAGGGAAAUGCGGACAAUGGUAUGACUGGUGUUAUCCCAGCUUCCUCAGACUUAAAAGAAGGAAAUAUUGAGAAAGUAGUGGCAGGUGCCUCUGCACAUGAAAGUGAUAUAAAUGCCAAUGGUAGCUCUGAGUUGAAAAUAGGAAAUACGGACAGUGGUAUUACUGGUGUUAGCACAGCUUCCUCAGACUUAAAAGAGGAAAAUAUUGACAAAGUAGUGGCAGGUGACUGUGCACAUGAAAGUGAUAUAAAUGCCAAGGAUAGCUCUGAGUUGAAAGAUGGAAAUACUGAUAAUAGUAUUACUGGUGGUAGUACAGUUUUCCGUGACGAGAGCGAGGGAAACACUGACCAAACAAUAGCAGGUGAUUGCGGAAAUAAGAGCGAUUUAAAUGCUGAUGGUCAGGGUGCUGACAAAUAUUUAGCAACUGACAGUGUUCUUCCUUGUGAAGAUGACACAACCUGCACUGAUGGUGUGAUUCUAUCACUAGAUUUACCCUGUAGCACGAAGAAUGAAACAGUUUCCAAGAACACAUCUUCUGAUGCUGAAUUGCCUCUGCUUGAUGGCACCUUCGAACUUGUAGAUAGACCUUCCACGCCAAAGAAUGGCAUGUCUGAGAACACAUCUUUUGAUGGUAAAAGGCCUGCGUCUGAUAGGACCUUGGAAGAGAAUGAAAGAGUUAUCCCCGGUGAUGCAAAAACAGAAAGGCAUUACAAGCGACGGAAGGUUUUGGCCUUAGAGAAACAAAGCAGCUUCUCAGGAGCAACUUCUACAGAUUAG